AUGCUACCAGCCGAGAUAAGGACUGAGGUGGUGUCCUAUCUCCUGUGUCCUGAUUUCGAUGAUUUCUUUGAUGCCCGCGACGGUCUAGACUGGGACACGUUGAAGUACUUUGGCCCUCCCCGGGAUGCCUAUUCUGCCAUGCGUGGUGGCGCGUGGAUAAGAACCUCGUUCUACACGCUACAGCCUGAUAUCAAGUCUCUUUGCAAUGUGCGGCUGGUCUCCAGGGACUGGCUCACGGCUGUCAACGCUGUCUUGGAAAAGCAUCUUUGGUGGAACGCGGAGGUUGGGUCUCGGGAGAAGCUGCAAAGAGUGGCCAGCGCAUGCUCCCCAAACGCCGAGCAUGUCCAUGCAUUCGCCGGCAAUCCAGUCAAGCGACUUAUGAUACCUUCGAUCGAGGAUGCGCUGGCUUUUGAGCGCAUCUUUACGUACGAAUGGGACCAACCAGGAGAAGAAGUACUUGAAACGGCUGAUAGGCGAAUCCGACGAGAUGAAACUAACUUACUGUCGGAAAACCCGUUCAAGAACUCUCAUCCAAGGGAGCUUAUUGACCGAAUAUUUAGCCGCUUGGGUAACAUCGAAGCCUUGAGCCUCUCUUUCCCCGAGGCCUUGUCCGAUUGGGACAACGGCGCCGAGGGCAAAGCAUACUUUUAUGACAUGGAGGUGAUCGAUUCGUGCGUGGCCUUCUUCCAAAACGCGCUAGCCAAUCCUUCAUUCCAGUUCCUCGCUGACCUGACGCUGAAUCUGCCGUGCACAUACCACGUGGGAGACUUCGCCAAGUGCCUGGACCAGCAGGCCCGCGAACGACUGCUACACCUGAAGAUUGGUAUCAAGGACUGUACGGGAGACAUGGGCUGCCGAGAAAAUUAUGUCAUUAGCGGAUUCGAGAUUGUGGAGCGUGAUGGGGACGUUCAGGGAUUGAGAUCGAAUGACUUUCCUUUCAGCAAUGUCCAAAGACAGUUCCCCAACCAAGGUUGCCAGGACGCCAUGUGGGAUUUUGUCGCAUCUUGCCCCAAUCUCUCGUGUCUCUGUAUUGUGGCGACUCAGUUCCUAGAUGUGGCAAGGUUGGAUUGGAAGAAAUCGCCCAAAUCCCGGGGUUUGAGAGUCCUAUCUCUGGACCGUGUCUGGGUCAGUGUUGCCGCGAUCAAGUCACUCCUACAACCGCAUUCGGCAUCCAGUGCCCCUCCUGCGCUUCGACGUAUCAACAUUUAUGACGCCAAGCUGCAUAUCGAGGGUGGUAACUGGGAAGAUCUGUUUGUUUAUCUCAAAGAAAACUGCCCAAGUCUUGAAUGCGGCAAGCUGGGGCAGCUGACUUACUUUGAGGACCACCCUCGGAAUGAUUACGAGGAACAUCAUGAUGAGGAACAAUUUGUAUGGUCGACUGAGGAGACAGACAAAGAAGAGUAUUCUUCUCUUAACGAAAUGCUAAUUGAAAGGGCUGGCGGCAGAGAAUUCUAUCCACAAAGCCUUGUCGAGUAUUUGAGUUAG
Messenger RNA from Clonostachys byssicola, 1485 nucleotides. NCBI's taxonomy places the organism in Eukaryota, Fungi, Ascomycota, Sordariomycetes, Hypocreales, Bionectriaceae. The record is from the annotation of a GenBank genome assembly.